This is a messenger RNA of Puccinia triticina, 966 nucleotides long. RefSeq lists its product as uncharacterized. The record is from RefSeq and is a predicted model, not a curated record. Bases 1 to 966 code for a protein of 321 amino acids. Gene Ontology annotation, cellular component: membrane; cytosol. The transcript has 6 exons. Gene Ontology annotation, biological process: tetrahydrofolate interconversion. NCBI's taxonomy places the organism in Eukaryota, Fungi, Basidiomycota, Pucciniomycetes, Pucciniales, Pucciniaceae. Gene Ontology annotation, molecular function: methylenetetrahydrofolate dehydrogenase (NADP+) activity; calcium ion binding; mannosyl-oligosaccharide 1,2-alpha-mannosidase activity.
AUGCUCUGGCGGCAGGACUUGAACUCAACAUGUGGCGGUGACCGGACCCACAUCAAUCAGGCAGGGCAAAGAAUACACAUUCGGACACGCGACUGCGUCCCGGAAACCGCCCGGACCGACCAUCAGCGCCGACGCCGACGCCGGGGCAGCAUAGUCCAAGGAUCCGACGAGGGUGCACGCACCAGCCCACGAGGCUACGGACGGACGAUGCUCGCAUAUGGUGUCGUGGCUGGGGAAGGUACUGAGACAUGCACGGCGGGCGCCGGCUCAUUGCUGCUCGAGUUCGCCACGCUCUUGCGACUAGUCGGCGUCCCGAUCUACGAGGUCCGUCCUACACGUGAUCGCCUGGCUCAGGCCGGCGGACAGUACAACCUCAUCGAUUGCACACCCUCCUUCAAACGGGAUGUCUAUCAUCUCUCGCCAUCAGGUGAGUAUCUACCAAUGCAUGUAUCUAUCAGCCGGAUCAUGGGCUCAAUCCACGCCCAUCACCGCCAAGGGUACCUAAUCACCCCAACCACUAACCUCGCCAAAGAAAUCAUCUGCAAGUACCUCAAGCACAAUCCUGAUCAAGCUCGUAAGUGGCUCUUGGUCCAGCUCCCUCUGAAAGCUUCGAUUGGUCAGGAGGGCGAGCGUCGGCUGACCGAGGCCGUCAGUCCCCAGAAGGAUGUCAACGGCUUCCAUGCGUACAACCUCGGACUGCUCAGCUCCAGGGGCUCCGAGCCACUCUUUAACCCGUGCACCCCCGCCGGGGUCAUCAGAUUGAUCGACUCUACCGGCUUUCAACUCUCCUGUAAGCAUGCCGUCGUCUUGGGCCGGAGUGAUAUCGUUGGCACCCCAGUCUGCUCUCUUCUCCGUUGCAAAAAUGCCACCGUCACCCAGUGCCAUAGGUACACUCAGGACCUCCCGACAGUCUGGAAAAUAUGUAGGGGUUGUUGGUAUUACACCUACUCCUCUAGGAGAAGGUAA